AUGAACAAUUACCGUAUAAAAGACCCUACAUCUUUGCGUUCUUUUAUGGUUGAAAAAUUUAACGAAGAGUUCGGUUUAGAUAUAAACUAUAAGUUUUUCAAAGAAAAACUCGAUACCUUGAAAAAGAAGUACAAUAAGUAUCGAGAGCUUCUAACUUCAACUGGUAUCUCGGUUGAUCCUAUUACUUCUGAGAUUGAUGCAUCUGACUCAUGGUGGAAAGAUCGUGAAUCCCAAUAUUCUGUCAACCAAAGAAGAGAAGAAAUGAUGAAUCAAAGUGCCACUAAUAAUGAAGAUCAGUUGUACCAAGAAACCUUUGGUGGUGAGAUGUCAGACAAUGAAGAGCCAGAGAUGCAAGAAAACGAAGAAGUGUAUCCGGGUGAUCCGAUUCAAAUUCCUGGUUCAAGAGUUCAACAACAAGUCAGAGGAAGACGAGGAAGUUCUUCACAAAGAUCAUCGAUACCUUCACGAGUUAUACAUGGAAGUGGUGCAAGAGGAAGUAAAAAAAGACAGUCAUUUGAGACCACCCUCACAGAUACAAUGACUGGAUUUAGGGAGUUUCAACGUCAAAGUUUACAACAACUACGCCAAAAUCCGUUUGACCAAGACGACUAUGACAAUUUUGAUGCGGCUGUGAAGAUAUUUGAAUCGAUGGAGCUACCGAAUGACACAAAAUUCUAUUGGGCGUGCAUUAACGAAUUUAGAGAAGAUGCAUUCUGGCGAAAGUAUUUUAUUGAUAGAGCUGAAAGUACUUUCGAAGAGAAGAUACAAUUUCUACAAGCAUUAACUGGAUAUACGCGUGAUGAUGAUUUUGUGGGCAAGCGAUUAAGCUCAUGUAAACCAUUUGGGAGUCCAAGUUCAAGUGGUUUUCAUUCAGGUAGUCAAUCUUCUGGUGGUAAUAAUUCUUGGGGG
Brassica oleracea var. oleracea is the source of this 909-nucleotide messenger RNA. RefSeq lists its product as uncharacterized. Lineage: Eukaryota; Viridiplantae; Streptophyta; Magnoliopsida; Brassicales; Brassicaceae. The record is from RefSeq and is a predicted model, not a curated record.